Molecule: messenger RNA, 1632 nt
Organism: Aspergillus tanneri
Lineage: Eukaryota; Fungi; Ascomycota; Eurotiomycetes; Eurotiales; Aspergillaceae
Gene: XPR1
Product: Xenotropic and polytropic retrovirus receptor 1
Exons: 3
Coding region: 1-1632 (543 amino acids)
Biological process (GO): phosphate ion transport; cellular response to phosphate starvation
Cellular component (GO): plasma membrane; cytoplasm; Golgi apparatus
Molecular function (GO): inositol hexakisphosphate binding
Source: RefSeq, a predicted model, not a curated record
AUGAAAUUCGCCAAAGAGCUGGAGCAGGAGCUGGUUCCAGAAUGGCGUGCCAAAUACCUCGACUACAAAGCAGGAAAAAAGAAACUCAAAGCGAUUUCCCGGGCCAUUCAGAGAUCCAAUCGCAAUCCCAACCACCCGUCCCCUCGACGUGUCGUCUCCGGUCAUGAUACUCAAUCGUUUACCUCUCCCACCGGUCGCGAUCGCGCACCCUCCAUCCAUCACUCGGACAAUAAUAGACAGGAUACCACCGAAUUCGCAAAUAAUCCCCCGACCCCCGCAAGAAGCGGUGUGCUUCCACCUCGCUCAACCACCGGCCCGCGAAAUGAACGUCAACCGUUACGAGGGUCAGGAUCUCGAUUCUCCACCACAGUUGGAAGUUAUGGAAGUAUUGUCCCGACUCCACCACUGCAUCCCGCUGCGUCCGAUGUAGCCUCCUUAGAGCUGCCAGACCCCGCGCUCGACCCCAGAGAAUACGACCAGUUGUCGCCGAGUGAUAUCAAUACUCGAUCCAUGCUCAGGUCACCGUCACCGGCCAUGUCACGACAUGCUAGUACAAGGACCAUGCCCAUAGAUGCCUCCAAUAUGAGCCCGUCCGCGAAGCAUUCUACCGCUGGCAGGGGCCAUAGAAGGAAUACGGUGUCCAGUUUGUCGGCUAAGAGAACCUCCCAGCUUUUGAAACGAGUCUUCUCUUCGGAUUUGGAGAAUGCUGAGAAGCAGGCUCAGGCGGACCAACAACAGUCGGAAGUGGAGCGGCGACAAGACGAGUUCUUCUUUUUCCUGGACGCGGAAUUUGCCAAGAUCGAGACGUUCUAUCAAAUGAAGGAAGAGGAGGCCAGCCAGCGCCUGAAUGUGCUGCGGCAGCAGCUUCACAUCAUGCGGGACCAGCGGAUCCAGGAGGUUCUGGGCACCAGAAAAUCUCGUGAAGCGGACGGUGAAACGCGCCACUCCAAUGGAUUCGGAGGACUCAACGGCUCCCUCUUAAAGGAGCUUUUUGCUGGACGACGAAUUGGGAAGAACUCGAAAGCACUGGCGGAAAUGGCUACUCCAGGACCUUGUGCACAGGAGCAUGAUCCUACCGUUACCCGCAGGGACUUUACUCGUCGACCGGAUGAUCUAGCGAGUGCAGUUGUUCCUUACCGUGUUGCAAAGAAGAAGCUGAAGUAUGCGCUUCAAGAGUUCUAUCGUGGCCUGGAGUUAUUGAAGGCCUAUGCCUAUCUUAAUAGAACUGCAUUCCGGAAGAUUAAUAAAAAGUACGACAAGGUUGUCAAUGCCCGCCCGACUAUGCGAUACAUGUCAGAGCAUGUCAACAAAGCUUGGUUCGUCCAGAGUGAAGUGAUCGAGAAUCUUAUGGCUGCAACCGAGGACCUAUAUGCCCGCUACUUUGAGCGCGGAAAUCGCAAGAUUGCCGCGUCAAAGCUUCGCCACACGGCCACGAAAUCAGGGGACUACUCCCCGAACACCUUCCGCUCUGGAAUCCUCUUGAUGGCCGGUGUUCUAUUCGGCGUCCAGGCUUUAGUAUACGCUGCUCAAAAUCUCCGUGACUCAGACCCUGUUAUCCGGGUCCAAACUAGCUACUUGCUUCAGGUCAGUUGGACGCUUUCAGAACGAAAUUCAUCUACGAUCCUGGGCUAA